AGUACUGUAAGAUUUACGGAGCACAUAGUUAAACCCUAGAACUUGAACUCUUUUUUUUUACUCAGUGGCAAAUGGCAAUGAAGCGUUGUAGAAGAACAGAGGGCACCGAUGAUGAUGGCCGAACCCGCGAUGAAGAUGAUUCCAGUCACCAUGAAUUCGAAGGAGAUGAGAUUGAUGAGGAAGGGGAUUACGAGGAAGAAGUUUGUUCUAAUGAUGUUCUGGUGUAUGAUCCGGAAAGAAUGCUGCGCGGCAUUACCAACUUCAUCAUGUUUCAAGAUGUGAAUCCUCAUUUUGCGAAGAACGAGAAUUUCGUGAAUCUGAUGAAGAGGCAAUGCCCUUCUUUGAAAUUGGGCCAGGAGGCUAUCAAGAAGGAUUGCUUGGCUGUUUUUGAAGAGGCAAAGCCUCAAAUCGAGCGCGAGUUGAAUCGGACGGGCCGGUUGAUUCCUCUUUCGGUCGACGUGUUGACCCACUACAGGCGGUACGACGUGGGCCCCGAUUUCGCAUGUCUAUCGGCACACUUCAUUGACGAUGACUGGAAGUUGAGGAAAUGGAAUCUUUGUUUCCGGCGAUACCUUGCAGAUGCAUUCGAAGACAUAUCCGACAUCAUCAGCGAUCUCGAAGAACUGCAUUGGUCAAGAUCAGAGUCCAUGUGGCACAUUACAAAUUCAAAGCUCAAAAGUGCUCUGGACAUGGAAGCACUUGGAGAGUUCAAUUCGGAAUCUGUAAGAAAAGAUUAUCCGGUUCCAUCUGCCGAACAGUGGGAGAAAGUUCGUGUCGUCCAUAGACUGGUUGAGCAUGCCUAUGAUGCUUAAGAGGCUUGACAAGUUCGUGUCGUCCAUAGACUGGGAGAAAGUUCGUGUCGUCAAAACCUCAACCGCUAACUUGUUUCUGUAUCAUCUUCAGGAGCUUCGUGCAAGUUUGCUUGUCGAAGCGAGUAGCCCAGACGCUUUCACUUGCGAGAUUGCAAAGAAGAUGCUUAAGAGGCUUGACAAGUACAUAAAAAAUAAUUAUCUGGUCU
Molecule: messenger RNA, 1018 nt
Organism: Cuscuta campestris
Lineage: Eukaryota; Viridiplantae; Streptophyta; Magnoliopsida; Solanales; Convolvulaceae
Source: the annotation of a GenBank genome assembly